Molecule: messenger RNA, 1190 nt
Organism: Lutzomyia longipalpis
Lineage: Eukaryota; Metazoa; Arthropoda; Insecta; Diptera; Psychodidae
Gene: Lsm12a
Product: LSM12 homolog A
Exons: 4
Coding region: 186-761 (191 amino acids)
Source: RefSeq, a predicted model, not a curated record
UUUUACAGUGUAACCAACGAUGGGUGAAAUUGAAUUUUGACGAAUCUUGACAGAUGAGGUAUAAAAAAAAUUUAUUUUGGGUACGAAUUUUCUCUUGCACCACAAGAAAUCCACUUUUGUGUGAAGAAAAAAGUGAAUUUUUCCCAAAAAUCAAGUGAAAAUUGUGUGGAGCUUGGUGUUGCGAGAUGGCUGCAGUGAAUGAUUGCUUUUCCAUUGGUAGUACGGUAGUGUGUACAACGUGUUUCCAUCAAAAUAUCGAAGGAGAAGUCUUGGCGUUCGACCAGAGUACCAAAAUCUUGAUUUUGAAAUGCCCACCAAUAAGUGGAGCAGUGAAGCAACACGAUGUCUUCAUGGUGAAUCUAAACCUUUGCGGUGAUGUGCAAGUAAAGAAGGAAGUUAGUACAAAGCCAGAUCCUCCACAGUCACUAAAUCUCCAACGAUUGACAACCAGAUUGAGGAAUACGUUGGAACAGAAGAGGCGACUUGUGACAGCUCUGGCAGCUGGUGUGAGUCCCGAUGGGCAGAAACUCUUUAUAGCGAUUUCAAAGACAAUUGAUCAAGUUACGUGGUCCGGACCCAAUAUAGUUGUCUUCAACGACGUCACUAUAUCACCUCCAUACAAAGUAGACAAUGUUGCCGGAAAUCCAGACUCCAAACAAUUGACUUAUGUGAAGAAAAUCGUGGAAAAGUAUCUAACGGAUUCAGCAGCCACAUCAUCAGCUACCAAUAAUCAAGGAAUACCCGCAGUAUCAGCAAAUUAAUAAUUUAAAUUAUGAUUUAUAAACAAAACAAAAAAAGGAAGAGGAAAAGAUUAUAUUUAUAAAAAAUGUAUUGAGUCUCCGAACAGAUAAAGCAUAAAAAUUUAAUCUAAAUUCCGAAGCAUGCAAAUCAGUUUGCAUGAACAUCAAAAUUUUCUUUAAUUUUUCUUUUCAAAUUUCACUUUUUUUUUCUUCAAAGAAAAAAAUAAUAAAGCAAAAAAGUUAUUUAAAAAAAUAAGGAUAGAACAUCCUGUUUAGUAUUUUAUAUCCUUUUUCUCUCUCUCUCUCCUGCAAAAAUAUUCUCUUUAUUUUUUUUUUUGAAAUCGGAAUUUAUUUAGAAAAAAAAUCGCGCUGAAUUUGUGAUUUUUUUGUUCAAAACUUUUUUCUUAAGAAAAAAAAUUUCCAUCAAUAAAUAAUUUACCUUAAAAAAAA